AUGGCCAAUCAGCGGAGAACCGCCGCUGGUCGGGCGAACUCCGCCCAGCGCGUUUAUCGCCAAUCGGUACGCUAUUUGGCUUUAUUUUUUUCAAAAAUCAAACUAGUUUUGAAAAAUUUUUAAAGAAUCGUUAUAGGAGGAAGGGUAAAAUUGUCGUUUUUUUAUCGCUUUUUUUGCUCGAAAUUUGACUAUUUUUUUAGUAAUAUUUCUUUAUUUUCAAUGUGUUUUGUGCUAUUAGAAUAUUUAUGAAUAUCUCAAAAUUGAAAAAAAUUUGCUUGUUCUUUUUUUUAAAUAAUCGUCGUUUUUUUCAGUAUAUUUUUUUAGGUGAAAUUAUUGAUUUUUUUCCGUUUUUUUUGUUCAACUUAAGUUAUAAAUUUUGAUUUUUUUCGUGUUUUUUUAAGUUGAAAAAAAGAGCGUUUAAAGAUCAAAUGGAUAAUGAGAAAAACUUUUUGAAUAAUGAUCAUUUUUUUCAGUAGAUUUAUAGGUCAAAUUAGUGAUUCUACCGUGUUUUUCAGUUGGUUUUCAGUCUUAAAUUCUAAUUUUUUUCGUGUUUUUUUCAGUUGAAAAAAAUAGUGAGUUUAGCAAUGUUUUUUUAGAUUUUUGAGAGAAAAAAAUUAUUUUACGCCUGUUUUUUUCAUAAAAAAAUCGAAUGAAAGAUGAUGAAACUGAAGAUUUUUUUCCAUUUUUUUCACAAUUUUAUAGGUCAAAAAUCAUUGAUUAUAUCGCUUUUUUUCUGUUGAUAUUUUUUUACCUAGAUCUUGAUUUCUCACAGUUUUUUUAUAAAAAAAUUUGUACAUUUUUUUACGAUUUUUCAUGAGUAUUUUUUUCGAGUUGAAACAGUGAAAUGAGUUUAUUUUUGAUCGAAUUUUCGAAAUAAAAAACAUUUUUGCAGCAAAUUCGGUACGCACCGGGCGCCGGCGGCGAAUCAGAAAUCAGUUGUUGCGUCAAAUAUUCCGUUUUCGGGUUCAAUGUGAUUUUCUUCCUUUUGGGUGGGUUUUCUUUUUCGUUCAAAAAAUGAGAAAAUUUCUUCAGGUGUUACUUUGCUUUUGAUCGGAACUUGGGCGCAAAUCGAGAAGAACAAUAUUUAUAGUCAUUUGAACAAGGUUUUUGUCUCGAUUUGAUGAUUUUGAGCUAUAAAUAUUGAUUUUCAAGGCUUCGAAAUUGUAUUUGGAUCCGACGUGGCUGCUGCUGGUCGUUGGUCUUUUGACUUUCAUUAUUGGUUCGUUUCAAAUUUUAUUUUUAGCGUUGAAAAUAGGGAUUUAGUGAUAGUUCUGUAGGCUUUUCAAAGGAAAAUGGUUAUUUUUGAGAUUUUUUUUGAUUCUUUUAUUUUUCUGUAGGGUAUUUUCUUUUUAAUAUGACAUUUUUCGGAGGGAUAAUUUUCAUAAAAGUUUAGUUUUUCAGGUUUAUCAGUCCUGAUAAUUUUUCGCGGUUAUAGGUACUUUAUAGGACACUUUAGGGACCACUUGGAACAUUUUAAGACAGUUUUCUGGUUAAUUUUCAAUAGUUUUUGAUUUUUUCUAGUUGUGAAAGAGCAGUUUUCAGGUUUAUGAGUGUCAAAAUAACUGUUUGGAUAUUUUUUCAUGUUUUAGGAACAGUAUAGGACACUUUAGGGACCACUUGGACCAUUCUAUGACAUUUUCAGUGGUUUAGGAUUUUUCCUAUUUAUCAAAGAUAAAUUUUGAGGUUUAUCAGUGAUAAAAUAACUAUUUUAAUAUUUUUCAUGUUUUAGGAAUAGUAUAGGACACUUUAGGGACUACUUGGACCAAUUUAUAGCACUUUUUUGUCCCUAAUUUUCAAUGGUUUAUAAUUUUCUUGAUUAUUAGAGUUUAGUUUUUAGAUUUCUUAGUGAUAAAAUAACUGUCCUGAUAUCUUUUCUAGUUUUUAGAAGCUCUAUAGGACACUUUAGGGACCACUUGGACCAUUUUAUAUCAAUUUUCGUCACUAAUUUUCAAUAGUUUAUGAUUUUUUCCUAAUUUUCGAAGUUUAUUUUUUAGGUUUAUUAGUGUCAAAAUAACUGUUUGGAUACUUUUCCUGUUUUAGGAACUUUUUAGAACACUUUAGUGACCACUUAGACCAUUUUAUGACAGUUUUUCUGUCUAUUUUUGAUAGUUUAAGAUUUUUCCUGAUCUCUAAAGUUUAAUUUUCAGGUUUAUCAGUGAUAAGAUAACUAUCCUGAUCAUUUUUCGUGUUUUUAGGACCUUUUUAUUGCACUUUAGGGACUACUUGGAUUAUUUUACAUCAGUUUUUGUACCUAAUUCUCACUGGUUUAUGAUUUUUCCUAAUCUUUCAAGUUUAAUUUUCAGGUUUCUUAAUAAUUAAGUAAUUAUCCUGAUAUUUUUCUGUAUUUUAGGAACAGUAUAAGACACUUUAGGAACCACUUGGAACAUUUUAUAGCCCUUUUUUGUCCCUAAUUUUCAAUGGUUCAAGAUUUUUCCUAAUAUUUAAAGGUUAAUUUCCAGGUUUCUUAGUGAUAAAAUAACUAUCCUGGUAUUUUUUCGUAUUUUAGCAAUUUUUCAGCGCACUUCAGGGACUACUUGGACCAUUUUAAGACAGUUUUCUUGUUCAUUUUCAAUAGUUUACGAUUUUUCCUAAUAUUUAAAGGUUAAUUUCCAGGUUUCUUAGUGAUAAAAUAACUAUCCGGAUAUCUUUCCGUGUUUUUAGGGUACUUUAGUGAGCACUUAGACCCGUUUUUGUCUCUAAUUUUCAAUGGUUUAUAAUUUUUCUUGAUUAUUAGAGUUUAGUUUUUAGAUUUCUUAGUGAUAAAAUAACUGUCCUGAUAUCUUUUCUAGUUUUUAGAAGCUCUAUAGGACACUUUAGGGACCACUGGGACCAUUUUUUUACAGUUUUAUUGUUCAUUUUCAAUAGUUUAUGAUUUUUAUCCAGUUAGUCAAAGUGCAGCUCCCAAAUCCAUAAGCUGACCGAUUUGCAGCUCUCAAAUCGAAAAGCUGACCCAUUUGUGAUAAGAUAGCUAUCCGGAUCUUUUCGUGUUUUUAGGACCUUUUGGUGCACUUUAGGGACCACUUGGACCAUUUUACAUCAGCUUUUUGACUAUAUUCCAAUGAUUUCUAUGUUUUUUUCAUUCAAAAUUCAAAUAUUUCUUCCCGAUUUUUAGGAUUCAGCGGCUGUGUUGGAUCUCUCCGUGAAAAUACGUCGUUUUUGACGUUUUAUUCGACUUUGUUGGGCCUUUUGCUCAUCGCCGAGUUCUCUGGUUAGUUUUGUAGUGAAAUUUAAAAAUAGAAAGAGAAAAAAUACAGAAAUAGAAGAAUUAUGAUGAAAUAAUAAGGAAAAAUGUUAUAAAAUAAGUUUUUCCUUGGUUUUUUUUUCAGAUUUUGGGUGAAUUAGAGAUAUUUUUUUCAAAAUUUCCACGAUAUUUAAUGAAUUUUACAGUAUCAAUCAAAUAUAACCUUGCAUUUUUCAUUUUAGAAAGUUUUGGAAAGGUGGAAUAGCUGUAUUAUAUCAAUUUGAAUCGAGAAAAAAAUUCAAAAAAUUUUUUUUCAGUCGCUGUUUUUGCCUACGUCAGGAGAGACCAGCUCGAUAUGUACAUUCGGAAUUUGUUGAAUGACGUGGUGAGUUUUUGAAUUUUCAGAAAAAAAAAAUGAGAAGCUUUCAAAUGAUCAAGUUUCAUUAAACUUGCAGCUCCCAGAAAAAGAAAAUGAGAAAAAAAAAAUCUGAAAUAUGUUAUAUAAAAGUCAAAGUGCCGCUCCCAAAUAAAUUAGCUGUCACUUUUGCAGCUCCCAAAUGAAUAGCUGACCGAUUAACAGCUCUCAAAUAAAUUAACUGACCAAUUUGGAGCUCUCAAAUAAAUAGCUGACCGAUUUGCAGCUCCCAAAUGAAUGAGCUGACCAAUUCGCAGCCUCCAAAAUUUAAAAAAUACCAAAGAUUCUUUUUUAGUGUUUAGUUUUUAAAAGUACAUAAAAUAUAUCAUUCGUAAAAUCAGAAAAAAAAAGUCUCAAAGAAGCUUUUGUAAAAAGGCUUGAUAGCGCUUCUUAUUAAUUUUGAUCGCAAAAGUUUUUUUGAAAAAUGAUGUUGGAAAGAAGAACGGUCAGGAUAAGUUUCAAGUAGGAAUUAAAAGUAAAAAUAUUCUUUUCCUUGAAUUUAUUUUAAGAAGGGAAUCUUUUUUGCACCUCUUUAGGAAAUUAAAAAGGCACUUUCGUUCUUCAUUGAAGGUUGUUCGAAUGAAUUAUAAGCUACAAAAAAAAAAUAGGAGGUAUUUUUAAUUUUUUUGAAAAGUUAGAAAGUAAAGCUUGAACCUUUUUUUCUCUUCUCAAGAACAAGAGGAGCUUCUGUUGAUCUUGAGGUCUUAAAGGUUUCAACUUUACCCUGGAGCAUAAUUAUUAAUGCCGUUUUCAGAAAAAUUUCCGCGAAAUUCGAAAUUAUCUCUGUCUCUCCAAAUUUUAGUUAUAUUUCUUCCCACGUUGACGGCUAUUUCGAGUUCUUCGGAAUCACUUUUAACACUGAAUAGUGUAGCGAUUUUACAUAACACGGGCAAAGUCCAGAAGGACCUAGAAAGAACCUUUCGGAAAAAAGGUUUUGGGAGCUGCAAAUUGGUCAGAAUUUUGAUUUGGGAGCUGAAAAUUGGCCGGAUUUUCAAUUUGGGAGCUGCAAAUUGGCCGGAUUUUCAAUAUGGGGGCUGCAAAUUGGUCAGAUUUUUUAUUUGGGAGCUGCAAAUCGGUUAGCUUCUCGAUUUGGGAGCUGCAAAUUGGUCAGAUUUUUUAUUUGGGAGCUGCGAAUCGGUCAGAUUUCAGAGCUGCACUCCGGUUUUGUGAUAACUUAUUUUUGAAAGACGCCUUUUUUCUCGACUUUUUUUUGAAAAGGUCCUUAAAGGAGGAAAAAAAGAAGAAGGUGAUCCCGAGACUCUUUUGACAACCUUCUAGGAACUCGAAAAAAAAUAUUCUAAAGCUACUUUUUAAGGUCGUUUGCACUUUACCCGUGUUAUUUACGCAUGAUUUUUCCAUAAGAGACAUUUUUGAAGGUUGUCGGCUACCGGGACGAUCCGGACCUUCAAGUCCUGAUCGACACGAUGCAGGAAUCGUGGAAAUGUUGCGGGAUCAACGGCGCCGACGACUGGGAUCGCAACACUUAUUUUUCGAUCGCUGCUAGGAAUGUGAGUGGAGAUGAUUAGCGUUGUCAGCGAGAAUCUUGAGAUAAGAUAGUUGAAAAAAAGAAAAAUUGAACGAAAUUGGUUGUUAUAAACUUGAUAUCUGUAUUUUGUGACAUGAAAUUGUUCUUUCAAAUUAAAAAAAAAUUUUUUUGGUAGGAGGAAAAUUUUUGUUUUUCAUGAGUUCUACAUCGCGGUAAUUUUUUAUCAAUUUUCAAGUUUCGAUUUUUUCAAAAAUUCCUUGUUAGAAACGCUAAAAAGGUCAUUUUUGAUGAUAAUCUGAAAAAAAAAGUCAGGAUCUUGAACAUUUUUCAGUGAAUAGUAUAUUGAUUUCCUCAAAGUCCGUCUGAUCCCUAAAGCGUUCACUUAGUCCUAUACAUGCAGAAAUUUGAGUAUUUUAAAGCGGUCACUAUAGGGAAAAUCUUUGGGGCCCUUGAAGGUUACCUUCAGAGACCACUUAACUUCUCCCUGUAGGGGCCACUUUUUCAAGCUUUAAUGCCCCUAUAAUAGUUGUAGUUAGUGGCCCCUAUAGAGAAAGCAUGCUAGGAGCCCCUAAAGGGCUCAAGAUCUCAAAAAAGUUAGCGUUUUUUGAAUGGAAAACAUUAACAGAAAAAAAAUCUUUUUUUUUUUGAAUCAAAAAUUGUAACCCAAUAAAUGUAAAAACCCUAUAGGGACCACUUAAGCUUUAUGUGGCAUCAGAUCCGGAACCCCUAAAGUGACCGCUUCAAUUUUACCUGUCAAGGGACCCUAUAGGGCCUGUUUUUGCACCCUAACCCCUCUAGGGGCCACUCUAGCAUUCCUCAGAAGGAGGUAUAGAUACGAAGAUUAUUUCCGAAUUUUUUUUGGCUCUUCUAGGGCCUGUUUUUCCUCCUGGACCUCUCUAGGGACCACUUAGCCUUUAGGGAGCUAGACAUCAGAUCCUGGACCCCUAAAGUGUCCGCUUGUAUUUUACUUUUCGAGGAGAUACCAUUUUGGCCACUCUAGGGCCUGUUUUCGCACCCUAACCCCUCUAGGGACCACUCUAGCAUUCCUAAAAGGAGGUAUAGAUACGAAGAUGAAUUGCGAAUUUUUUCCGUUCUCUAUAGGGCCUGUUUUUCCUCCCGAACCUCUCUAGGGACCACUUAGCCUUUAGGGAGCUAGACAUCAGAUUCUGGACCCCUAAAGUGUCCGCUUGUAUUUUACUUUUCGAGGAGAUACCAUUUUGGCCACUCUAGGGCCUGUUUUCGCACCCUAACCCCUCUAGGGACCACUCUAGCAUUCCUAAAAGGAGGUAUAGAUACGAAGAUGAAUUGCGAAUUUUUUCCGUUCUCUAUAGGGCCUGUUUUUCCUCCCGAACCUCUCUAGGGACCACUUAGCCUUUAGGGAGCUAGACAUCAGAUUCUGGACCCCUAAAGUGUCCGCUUGUAUUUUACUUUUCGAGGAGAUACCAUUUUGGCCACUCUAGGGCCUGUUUUCGCACCCUAACCCCUCUAGGGACCACUCUAGCAUUCCUAAAAGGAGGUAUAGAUACGAAGAUGAAUUGCGAAUUUUUUCCGUUCUCUAUAGGGCCUGUUUUUCCUCCCGAACCUCUCUAGGGACCACUUAGCCUUUAGGGAGCUAGACAUCAGAUUCUGGACCCCUAAAGUGUCCGCUUGUAUUUUACUUUUCGAGGAGAUACCAUUUUGGCCACUCUAGGGCCUGUUUUCGCACCCUAACCCCUCUAGGGACCACUCUAGCAUUCCUGAAAAGGAGGUCUAGAUAAAAAGAUGAAUUCCGAAUUUUUUUCGUUCCCUAUAGAGCCUGUUUCUGCUUUCUAACCUCUCUAGGGACCACUUAGCCUUUAGGGAGCUAGACAUCAGAUUCUGGACCCCUAAAGUGUCCGCUUGAAUUUUACCUCUCAAAGAGAUACCAUUUUGGCCACUCUAGGGCCUGUUUUCGCACCCUAACCCCCCUAGGGACCACUCUAGCAUUCCUGAAAAGGAGGUCUAGAUAAAAAGAUGAAUUCCGAAUUUUUUUUUUCGUUCCCUAUAGAGCCUGUUUCUGCUUUCUAACCUCUCUAGGGACCACUUGGAAGAUCAUAAGAAAAAUUUCUUUUUUCUCCAGGUUGCCGGGGCCACGGAAGCCGGCGGUGUUCCAUUUUCCUGUUGCGUGAACAGCAGCGAACUGUCCUUCAAGAAUUUCUACUGUGGCCAUGGAGUUCGCUUAAAGGUUUUCUAGUCAUAAAAAUGAUAAAAAAAGUGUAAAAAAAUGAUCAUUUUUUUCCAGCAAGACGUGAUGCACCGGGCGAUGGCCCAAACGGCCUCGAUCUACACGGAAGGAUGCCUUCCGAAAUUGCAACUUUGGCUCAAUAAUAAUGUCCUCCUCGUCGGGGUCUCCAUGAUCAUCAUUGCCAUUAUACAGGUUUUCCGAAGUUUUUCAAAAUUUCUGAGAAAGAUAUUUAGGUACUUUUUUUUCCCUCAUGAAAAUUCAACUUUUUCGAAAAAUCUAGCCCACAUUUUAAUCAGAACUUCAUCUAUUUGAAUUAAUCCCGAUUUUUUUUUAAAUUGACGCGUUUUUCGUUUCGAAAUGAUGUUGUUAAAUAGGAAUUUCGGGAGCUGGAAAACGCUGAAGUGGGUCCUUAAAGGAGUUCGAAGUCAAGUGGGUCCUUUAGGGAGUUUGAGGUCAAGUGGGUCCUUUAGGGAGUUUGAGAUUUAGUGGGUCCUUAAGGGAGUUUGAGGUUUAGUGGGUUCUUUAGGGAGUUUGAGGUCAAGUGGGUCCUUAAGGGGGUUUGAGAUUUAGUGGGUCCUUAAGGGAGUUUGAGGUUUAGUGGGUUCUUUAGGGAGUUUGAGUGUUAGUGGGUCCUUAAGGGGGUUUGAAGUCAAGUGGGUCCUUUAGAGAGAGUAAUAGGAGCUUCUGAAGGGAAAAAUUUGAAGAAACCCCUAUAGGAGGCACUUCCAAAACUUUCUCUUAUUGGGAAAAGCUGAGGGGCCCUCUAAGGAAUUCGGGUCCUUUAGGGAGGGUUUUAAAACUUCCUAGAGGGUCCUAGAGGGACCGAUUUGAAGGAUCCUUAAAGGGGGCACUUUUUAGCUUGGGAAAAUUUCCAGCCCCUGAGGGGGGGGUGAGGCCAAGUGGGACCUUUAGGGAGAGUAUAAGGACCUCCUAGAGGGUCCUAGAGGGACCGAUUUGAAGGACCCCUAUAGGGGGCACUUUGAAACCUUUUGCAGCCCCCCAGAAUCCUGGAGAAACGCGCAAAAGGAAGUGCUAUAGUACACCGAAGUAGAGGGCUUUUUUUUCCCUGUAGGGCCCACUUCAGCUUUUCCCAUUACAUCGCUAUAUGGUGACUUUAACACGCGAAUUUCGAACUUAUCUAGAAAAAUUCCCAAAAAAAAUGUUAAUACGCAAAAUUGGAAUUCCGGGAGCCCUGAAAAAAGUUGGGUCCUACAGCGAUAUGUUGCUUCUACGCGCGAAGCUUCAACUUUUUAAAUUUGUAGGGGGUUUUUAACGAAAAUUUUUUUAAGAUUACAAGAAAAACUACAAGUUUAUAUGUUAAUUAUUAAAAAAACGCACAUGAGUUCGCAGCAAAAAAAUGAUUCCAAAAUUGGUUAUUAUGGUUUUUUUGAAACAGCGAAAGGUUUUACGAUUUUCUUGUCCUCUAUAAAAUCCGUUUUUUUGAUACGUAGUUAUAAAAAGCUCGGUUUAAAAACGUAUUUUUUUGAACAAAUUUUCGGAAAAAAAGUUUAUAAAUGACAUUCCUGUAUGAACUCCAAUAUAAAAAAACGAGAAUUGCUAAUAAGUUAUCAAUAGCUUGACGAUUCAUCUACUUUAUACACCUUUUUUUCCGAAAGUAGGCAUUUUUUUCAAUAUUUUUCAUUUUUUUAUUACGUUUGAAAACUGAUGAAAAAUGUUGCAAAUAUUUAAUUCUAGAUCAAAAAAAUAAAGGGAUUAUUCGUGCGCCAAAAAUUCUUUUUCAGUGUUUUUUUGGAAAAAAAUCCUUAAUUUUUUUAAUCUUUCCAUGAGAAUAUUGUAGCAUCGAUUCAUAAAUCCGAAAAAAAUCAAUUUUUUUCUAAUAUAGUCCAUUUACCGCUACUUGAAACUGCUGUUUUUCUCUGCGCCCUCUCAUGUUUCCGUGCUACUUUCUCGUUUCUCUGACCUUGCCGGUGAGGGAACAGAGAGACGCAGACACGCGAAAACUUUCAAGUCGCGGCGAAUGGACUAUAAAGAACAGUGAAAACCAAAAAAUUCCCGAUUUUCCAGGUUUUGGGAAUUUGCUUCGCGCAAAAUUUGAAGAGCGACGUCUUCGCCCAACGCGCCAAAUGGUACUAUACCCAUUGAAAAUCAUCGAUUUUUCCCUCUUUUCACAAAUUUUCUAGGAUUCUCAAUUGCAUUUUUCACCUCUACGCAAGUUUCUUUUUCUGUCAAAUGUCAGUAUUUUCCCCCCGAAAUAUUCCAUUGAAACGAAUCUUUCACAAUAAUUCCUUUCCAAGUAUUUCAAUCGUUACGUGUUCCUUCCCCCACACUUGUUGCUUCGAUUUCCACAUUUUUCUAGGUUUUAUCGACUUUCUGUUCUGUGAUCCUGUUCCUAUCGCUCAAAAGUUGAUGAAUCUUAUUGUACACAUGACUUCUCCGCCUUUUUAUGUGAUAUUUUGCAAUGAAGUUGUUUGAUUGAAGUUUUUCUGAACUUGAAAAAAAGUUAUUAUCUGCGUAUUUUUUUCAAAAAAUAAGAAAAAAGCAUUUUUUCGAGUCAUGGGUUACGGUAGACAGCUAUUGUUCCUACCGAAGUGUAUGCACAAGACACGCUUUUCACGACGCAUUAUUUUAAUCGGCUUUUUUCACGUUUUUUCUUUAAUUUAUUGGAGAAUUUUGUCGUUGUUUCUGUUACUUGAUGAAGUUAAAGCUUCGUAUUGCUUUUUUUGUGAAAUCAGAAAAAAAGUUCAUCAAAAUCAUUUUUUAUCAAGGCGUAACUGCAAAAAUUCAAUCUCAGUCUCUUUUUCGUAAUUCUUGAGGAAUAAUCACACUCAGGAAUGGGAAAUCGUGUUUCCAGCCUUUUUUGUGCUGAAGCUAUGGAAUAAUCACAAUUUAUUUGACAAAACGUCAGGUUUUUUCGUGGUAAUUUAUUUUUAUAUAUAUCUCUGAUGACGCGUUGAUCGAGUAAAAUUUAAUAUUUUCGACGAUUUGCACACCAUUUUACGUUUUGAAACGUGCUAAGAUGAGCUAAUUUUCAUUUUUCAGUGAAUGAGCCAUUCAAACUGAUGGUUUUGGUGGAAAUUACUGUAUUGAUCGCUGUAUUUAUUUCAUUUCUGACAAUCAUUUUGGAAGACGAGGCUCAUCCGAACGGCGUUAAGGUUAUUUUUAACGUAAAAUCUGUUAUUAAAAAUCUUGCUAGGGUAUUUAAAUGAGAGAAAUAUAAUUUUUGAAGGUCUCGAGACGUUUUUUAGUGUUACUUGAGGUUGUAUAUUUCUUUUGGACACUCCAACAAGAGUUUUGAAGUUUAAAUUGAAUAAAAUCAUGGAAAAUAUUCAGAAUAUCACAACUUUUCUGGAGUAUCUUUGUAUCAGCGGGGAGCAGUGGAGAAGUCACGAAUUCCAAGGUUUUCGUUCAAAAAUCCUGUUUUUUCAAGAAUAUUAAUUUCAGAGAAGAAGCUGCGGAAGAAAUCAAAGUAAAAAUGGCCGAGGAAACGAAAAAAGACGAAGAAGAGGCGAAAGAUUUCAUUUCGAAGCUGAAGGCGAAGUUUUUUUGGAGCUGAAAUAUUUGUUUGUGGAUAAACCGCCGGAAAAAAAUCGAGCCUUUGCCGGUGAGUGACGAUUUUCUGUUGAAUUUUCAAUGGAAAUCUUGAUUUUUGAUUUGAAAAUAAUUAUUUUGAAAAGCUUGAUAUUUUUUUCCUCAAAAAAAUAGGCAAAAAAAUUUUUUUUCCUAUUUUUUUGUGAAAAAAAGUUUGGUCAUAAGAUUUUGCUUCUUCCUUUCUGAAAUUAAGAAUUAAACUCAAAAAUUCUUGGAUUCUGAACAAAAAUGGAAUUAUCGACAUCUGAAUGACAGUUUUCUAUUGAAAAAAAUGAAAAAAAUAAAAAAAUUUUUAAUUUUUUUCAGCCUAAGAAAAAUAUUUUUUUGUUACAUAAAAAAAGAUUGCAAUGGGAAGGAAAAAGAUCACUUUUCUGUUUCAAAAAUCUUAUAAAAAAACUGAAUUUUCCGAAAAAAAUUCCAUUACUUCUGCUAUAAGCGGGAUAAAUUAUUUUUUUAAAUAGUUUUUUUCGUUUCUAGGCUUGAAUUUGAUAUUUUGAAAGUUUAAUUAUUCCAUUUUCCAUUAUUUCUACAAUUUCCAGCAAGCUUUCAUCGACUUUGUCCGGAAAGAACGGCCCUUCAAAAUCGCGGCUUCCGUCGCCUUCAUCCUCUACACGUUCUUCUUCUUCGUCCCGUUGAUGUUCCACGCGACGAGCGUCUACAGGGCCCCCUUCCCCAAUGUCUCGCCCAAUCAUACCAUCAAUCUGCCCAUUAGGUAGAUUAUUCCCAUUUUUAAAAGUCUAUCUUUGUGAUUUUUCACGAUUUUGUGUACUUAAAGCAAAAUUACUGCUUUUUUCUUCGAUAUUUCGCAAAUUCAUACGAUUAUUUCGAUUUUUAAAAAUCGAAUUUUUUAAUUUUCAAGCCAGAUUAUUGCGUUAUUUUCUGAUUAUUUCCCCCAUCAUGUAGAUUUUUUCAACUUUUAAAAAGUUUAUUUUGGUGAUUUUAAACCUUUUGAAAGUUCCACAUGAAAUCAUACGAUUAAUUGGCCCAUUAGGUAGAUUAUUUCGAUUUUCAAACGAAAAAUUCAGGUGAUUUUUCCGCCAUUUUGUAGAUUUCAACCAAAAAUUACUGCUUUUUUUCUUCGAUAUUUCGCAAAUUCAUACGAUUAUUUCGAUUUUUUUAAAAAAUCGAAUUUUUUUAAUUUUCAAGCCAGAUUAUUGCGUUAUUUUCUGAUUAUUUCCCCCAUCAUGUAGAUUUUUUCAACUUUUAAAAGUUUAUUUUGGUGAUUUUAAACCUUUUGAAAGUUCCACAUGAAAUCAUACGAUUAAUUGACCCAUUAGGAAGAUUUUAUCAGUUUUCAAACGUUAAGUUUUGCAAUUUUUUUGGUUUUCUGAUUAUUUUCGAACUAAUUUCCGUGGUAUUCUCUCAUUUCCACGAAGGAAAAAUAUUAAAAUCCAUUCCAACUUUUCAAGAACCCAUGAAACCUUCCCGUUGCAUUUAGAUGUUUGUACCUCGAAAAUUUCCCUGUUCAAAAAAAUUCCUAUGGAGGUAGAAAGCUAUUUUUUAAACUUCCGUUCUUUUUUUCUUCAAAUAUUGAACUAGGGAAUAUUUUUUUAUUAUCAUUAGUUGAUAGAAAAAAACGGUCCGAACCUUUUUCGAUGAAUUUUUGAAGUUAAAAAGUGUAAUUAAAAAAAGCGUUUUUUUCAAGUUAUGGGUUGAUUGAAAGGCAUAAUUGAUUGAUUUUUUUAUUUUCUUGCUUUUUGAAAAAAAUUCAAUUCAAAUAUUUUCCCCACUUUUUUUGGAUAUUUUCAGGGUGAUCCUGGCCACGACGGACCCUGCCUUGGUUCCUGUCGUUAAAGAUUUGCUCAUUUCGGUAGAAAUCCUUGAUUUUCCUCUCCUUUUCAAGGUUUUUCUUUCAGCUCGAAGCGGAUUUAUCGAAAAUCGACGUGGUUUAUCCGCUUCAAAUCGAUUGGAUCACGGAAUUUGGCGGUCUUCGGUUUAUUUUUCAUGGAAAAUUAAAGAAUAAUGAUGAUUUUUCAGGGAUUAUGAAGAUUUUGAAUCGAAUAGAGACAUUUUGAACUCUUCUUCGUCGACUUUUGAUGUUCAUGUGGCGAUUGUGGAGAAAAAAAGGUCAGGGGUUUUUUUGGAGGAAAAAAAGUUGAUUUUUUUCGAAAGAUUUUUUUGACUGAAAAAGUUAAUUUUCUAGUAGUUUUUUUGACUGAAAAAAAUGGAUUUUUUUGAAAGAUUUUUUUCACGGAAAAAUGUAUUUUUUUAUAAUGUUUUUUUGAAUGAAAAAAAUUGAUUUUUUUCCCAAUAUUUUUUUCACUGAAAAGCUUGUUUUUCAAAAGAGUUUUGACAGAAAUGUUGAUUUUUCGAAUGAUUUUGACUGAAAAGUUUCUUUUUCAGAAGAUUUUUGAGUAAAAAAUUGAUUUUUCCGAAGGUUUUUGACUGGAAAGUCGAUUUACAAAGAGUUUUUUUCGACUGAAAAAAAUUGAUUUUUUUUAGAUGGUUUUUUUGACUGUAAAGUUGAUUUUUCUAUAGAAUUUUGGACGGAAAAAGUUUAAUUUCAGGAAUUUUUUUUGGUUGGAAAGUUGAUUUUUUUAGUAGAUUUUUUUGAAUGAAAAAUUCGAUAUUCCAGAAGAUUUUUAAAUCAAAAAUUGCUUUUUCAGUAAAUUUUUGACUGUAAAGUUGAUCUUUCUAGCAAAUUUUCGACGAAAAAGUUGAUUUUUUGGAAGAUUUUUGACUAGCAAGUUGAAUUUUUUACAAUUAUUUUGAACAAAAAGUGUAGGAAAUGUAAUAAUUUGAACACAAAUUUCAACGAAUUACAUUAUUUUUGUGGUUUUUUAGGCGUUUCUCGAGAAAUUCCAUGAUUAUGGCGCUUUUUCAAUGAUUCUUAAGCCAAAAAUUCGAUGUUUUCGAAAUAUGAUUUUUUUUCCAGCAAUGGAAGCAUUUCUCGGCCACAAAUGUUCAGUUGGGCGUUGGAAAAUGGUCUUUCGUCCAGUGGCUGGCAGAUUCCGAAGAAGGGGCAUCCAAGGCCGCUUUCAGGGUUUCUGAACUCGUUGCUGAUGUUGGUUUUUGGAAAGAAGAAGAAAAAUGAUCAAAUUCGGCUCUUCUUGAAAAAAACGUUGAAGUGUAGAAAAUACAGAGAAAUUGUAGAAAAGUCAGCUUGAUGAUAUUCUCUUUACGUAUUAAAAAAUAAUGGCUGAAAAUAAUUUUCAACUAUUUCAUUUUGUAAAGAUAUCAACUUUGAAAGCAAAUUUAUAACAAGGUUUUAAAGGCUUAGCCUCAGAAAGCUUACAAUUUAUUGAUUGAGCUAGCAAAUUUGCAGCCCUCAAAAAUGGUUAGGCUGAUAAAUUUGCAGCCCUCAAAAAUUAUCUAGCUGGGAAAUUUGCAGCCCUCAAAAAUGGUUAAGCUGAUGCAUUUGCAGCCCUCAAAAAUGGUUGAGCUGAUGAAUUUGCAGCCUCCAAAAAUGACAGAGCUGAACAAUUUGCAGCACCCAAAAAUGACAGAGCUGAACAAUUUGCAGCACCCAAAAAUGAUUAGGCUGAUCGGUUUGCACCCCUCAAAAAUGAUUGAGUUGAUAAGCUUGAAUCUCUCAAAAUUCAUUGGGUUGAUCCGUUUGUUGAUUAAUUUUUUUUUAAUUGAUUAGGCUGAUUAGUUUGCAGCUCUCAAAUUGAUAGUGCCGAUGGAUUUGCAGCUCCCAAAAAAAUGAUGAAGCUGACAAAUUCGCAGCUCCCAAAAAUUAUCAAGCUGAUCUAUUUGCAGCCCCCAAAAGUGGUUGAGCUUGAAACUUUGCAGCCCUCAAAAAUUAUCAGGCUGGCAAACUUGCAGCCCUCAAAAUGGUUGAGCUGAUGCAUUUGCAGCCCUCAAAAAUGGUUGAGCUGAUAAAUUCGCAGCCUUCAAAAAUGACAGAGCUGAACAGUUAGGCGCACCCAAAAAAGAUUAGGCUGAUCGGUUUGCAGCGCUCAAAUUGAUAGUGCCGAUAAAUUUGCAGCUCCCAAGAACGAUUGAGUUGAUAAUUAGCAGCUCCCAAAAAUGAUCAGAAUGAUCAGUUUGUAGCCCUCCAAGAGAUUAGACGGACCAAUUUGCAGCUCCCAAAAAAUACCAAGCUGAAAAAUUUGCAGCCCGCAAAUAUGAAAUCCUUCUCUUUCUCUCUCGAAUAUUUAUGAUCUAGAUCCUCCUGGACGUUCCCCACUUGAACUCGAUCGUUCGUCGCGAUUUGCGAGAAAGGAUGGCCCCUUGGCAAAUUGCCACCCUUCCCUUGUCUCACCAGGUUUGAUUAUUAGGAAGUUACAGAAAAAAACUUUAAAAAUGGUUUUUAAAAAAACAAUUCUCAUAUUUUCUCUCGUUUUUCUAGUUAAAAAAAUGCAUUAGAAAAAAAGUAAAAAAAUUCAUCUGGAGUCCUCCAAUUUUCGAAACUUUCUCAAAAUGAUUUUUUUUUAAAUAUUUUUUCAUCACCUUUUUAGAGUUUUUCUAGACUGAAUACAGCACUAGAAGAUUAUAGAAAAUUCGCUGAAGCUUCUUAAUUUUUUGCACCCGACCUGAACCGGUUUAAAGUGAAUUGGCGAGAAAACAAUAGGGAAAAAUGUUGAUCGAGUUUUCAGAAACGCCUCGUUUGGGACUCGGCGCCAUUGGCCAUGAAUUAUCACGUCCAAGUGAUCCAUGUUCAUGACAACGUGGCGCCAACUCCAGAGGAGCUCGAACUUCAGCGGAAAACUCCCAAGGCUCUGAGGAUCUUUGGAAAAAUGGUCGAAAGGGUCACCAAUGUCGAGGUUUUGCCAGUUAAAUGUAGCUUUAUUGAAUUUCAGAGCUUUUUUUGAAAAUAUGUUAAAUUUUAAUAGUCUUUUCGGACCCCUGACAGUCGGAAAAUUUGAAUUUCCCUUCACUUUCUUUCCCGAAAUAAUAACACAACACAAUACUUUUUACAAUUUUUUUUCGCUAUUUUCAGUUUUUCUUAGUGAAUUUGCUUCACAAGGAAUUUAAAAAGCAAAAAAACAAAUCUGAUUUUUUAGAAAUUAGCGAAAAACUCUAUUAUCUAUGAAACCGCUUGAAAAAAUCCACCCUUCGGAGAAGUUGUAUUGCUCAUGUUAGCUCAUUUUGAUUAAAAAUCUAGGGCUUCUUAGUCAUUUUCUAGUUCAAAACCUGUCUCGAAAAGUGUUGCAAUGUUUUUCCUCUAUUAUUUCUCAUAUUAGCUCAUUUUUCAUCCCAGGAAAAUUUAUUUCAAAAUCACCUUGCUGUCCAUAAGCUUCUGUAGAGAAGAGUAUUCAAGACUUAAUAACCCUACUCUUGCUCAUAUUAGCUCAUUUUUCAUCCCAGAAAAAUUUAUUUCAAGAUCACCUUCUUGUCCAAAAGUCUCUGUAGAGAAGAGUAUUCAAGACUUAAUUACCCUAAUAUUGCUCAUAUUAGCUCAUGAUUGACCAAUGAUUAUCGUUUUUGACGAGAAAAAAUACACGAGCUCCCCUUUUAAAGCCUCAAAAAAAGAGUCCAUCAGAAAAGAAAGAUUCUCCAGGUCUCCUCCGAGCACCUGUGGGACUUUGACGUCACUCGGUCCUUCUUGGAAAAAGACGUCCAGGAAAGACUCGUGCUGACCCACGACAACAUGCAGCAGCUCCUGAAGCAGGUCGAAGCCCAGCUUCCGACGUCCCUGGAUUCUGGAGCCGUCCUGAGGGUCGUCGUCCUGGAGACGGCCAAUUCUGUGACCGUCCUGGAUCAGAUGGUUGGAAUUUCUUGCUUUACGAUCAAAAUGAUAUGAUUUUUAGACUAAUUAGUUAUGUCAAUUUUGUGGGCAUUUCUUGAGGAAAAGGAUGAUUUUGAUCAAAUUAAUGAUCCUAGAGAAUGUUCCUAGAUGGUCUAGAGUUUUUCUUCAUAGAAAAUGGACGGUUGAUUUUCCUAGAAAACUUUAGGAAAAAGUUCUUUUUGGUGAGGGUAUGAUCAGGAGGCAUACAUGGGACAGUCUCGGUGGAAACUGAAAAAAACGGGGGGGGGGCGGGGGGAAGACUUGGGGGUCUCCAGUCAUGGUCAUCUCAUGUAUGAAUCAGAAGCGACUCGUAUGCUGGUUCCCUAACAGAGGUACCCCUAAUAAACUCGUGUUUUUGAGGCCAAUUGAGCAUAAAUCGGUUGGACCCACCCCAGCCUUUUUGGCCUGGGAUCCAGCCGACGUAUGUAUUUGAGCCUCAGUUGGGCUAAAGCGGGCCUCAGAUGGGGUAAACGUUGCCAAAAGUUCUACACGCUGUGGUUAUACGGGUUUGAUACGGGGGAUGAUGAGACCCCGUGGGCUAUCCUCAUCAGCAUACAAAAGCAUCGAGAAAAAACAUUUUUAUAGGGUGAGGACAGCAACGGAUUGGCUGUGGCUUCUUGGGGCGCCGUCCUGGCGCGAAACGAAAAGACGGAAUCCAGAGCUAUCGCUGCCUUGAGGUCGGUAUCCAUUGCAUUGGAUUGUCCUUUCUGAGGCUUUGAAAACUUUUUUUUAGAAUCUCUUCAUUUUUCAAUGCUUGAAACUCUUCCUUUUUCCAGAAUCUCUUCAUUUUUCAAAGCUUCGAACCCUCCUUUUUCCAGAAUCUCCUCGUUUUCCGAAGCUAGAAAUCUUCCUUUCUCCAGAAUCUCUUCAUUUUCCGAAGCUAGAAAUCUUCCUUUCUCCAGAAUCAGCUUGAAACCCUCCUUUUUCUCCAGAAUCUCCUCAUUUUUCAAAUUUUGAAACCCUCCUUUUUCCAGAAUCUCCUUAUUUUUCAAUACUUGAUAUCCUCCUUUUGCUCCAAAAUUCCCUCAUUUUUGGUAUCUUGAAACCCUUCUUUUUCUCCAGAAUCCACAUCGGAAUGGACGCCGAACUGAUGCCGGGCUGGUCGAGGCCUCCAGCGCCGCUGUGUGAAUGGGAAGUGGCUCGGGCGAGACUCAGAGCCUGCGUCGACAACGGAAUGAGGGCCGCCAGUGCUAUCAGGGCUCUCAAUGUUCGUUUUAAGGGUUUAGAAGCGAAAAACAGAUUUUCAUAGAAAAUGAUCAAAGUCAUUGUGAAUCACGAUUUUUGAAGCUCAAAAGGCAGAUAGAGCAAAAAAUUGAGCUGUGAAAAAUUCCAGGAAGUAGCCGACAAGAUUACGAAUAUCGUGAUCAACGACGACGUCGCUGAACGAGCCACUCGAGCAGUUCAGCUCCUUUUUGAGGGUCUGAAGCCUGGACAACAGCCGGAUUAUGAGAAGGUUCAUUAUUAAAUCGAAAAAUAAAAAGUAGAAAAAAACACAAAAAAACUAUUGAAAAAAAUAGAGCGGCUUUGAUAUUCAGAAGGAUUUGGAGCACUCAGAAAUGUUCAAAAAAACAAAAAAAUUGAUUGGGAAAUUAGGAAAAAUUCGAUUGUAACUGUAAGAAAAGAGCUUUUAAAAGAUUUUUUUAAACUUGAAAAAUCGAAAAAAAUCAAAUAAUCCAAAUAAUGGUCUGGAAUCAGUUGAGCACCUAGUUGAAGUGUUUCUGUUAUUUUUGAAUCGUUUAGGAAUUUCCAGGGAGUUUUUAGAAUCAAAAGAUAACCCAAAUAUGAGAAAAAUAGGUUUUAACUGUAAGGAGAGUUUUUGGGUUUUAAUACACGGAAAAAAUUCAAAAAAGAGCAACGAAUCAAAAAUUUUGGAUUGGAGGAAGGGUUUUCAGCUUCAAAAAAAUGACGGAAUGGGUCAAAAAAAGGAUCUUUUAAGGGGGGUCAAAGAACGAAAAAAGAUGCGAAUUCCCUUUUCAAAACUUUGAAUUUUAACUGGGAGUUUCUAAAGUGCAACUUUUGGGUACAAAAUUUUAUGUUUUGAAGAAAUUUUGGCGUCUAAAAAUCUUCAUAAACCGAUAUUUCAACAAAACGGAAUCAAGAAGAAACUAAUCAAAAAAAUCAAAUAAUCAAAAAAACAUGGUCUAGAGUCAGUUGAGCUCAAAUUUGUAGCGUUUCUGAUAUUUUGAAACGUUUCGGAAUGUUCAGAAAACUUCCAGAAGCAAAAAAUGACCUGUGAAUAGGAAAUUCGGGUUUUAACUGUAAGGAGCGUUCCUUGAGUUUUUUUUUACGCGGACCUAAUUCAAAAAAAGGGCACAAUAUUGUUAAAAAAUAGGCUUGGAGACGGCUAAAAUUGAAAUUUGAGUCGUCCUGGUUGUUUUGCAAUGUCCAGGAACUUGUCAGCAUCAUAAUAUUUUCGUCUUUGAGUGAAAUAAAUGAAUAAUGAGUCACUUGACAAAAAAAUUUAAAAAAUGACUCUCUCGAUUUUAGGAAGAAUCCGGUUCAUACAAAUUAAAUCGACCACACUGAAUCCGAAAACAGCAACAGUUUUUGUGUGGGACCUCUGCGAACUGAGAUAUUUCAUUAAAUGCAAUAUUAAAAAAAUUUUUACGCCAGUUUCACUCAUUCCACGUAUGAGUCAAAAAAAAAUUCGAAAAAAUGGUUUCAGCUGGUCGAAGCCCGAAAGUUGGCCGACAGCGCAAACUCCGACCAUUCCUUGCUCUCUUUGUUGUAUUUUCCAAUGGAUCAGAGAUUCGCCGUUUUCCUCCCGAUUGUCUUCCCAAUUUGUAUCGCCACCGGCCUCUCGUUCUAUAGACUUUCCAUCACUUGGCUCACUAGGUCUUGGCUUUAA
This is a messenger RNA of Caenorhabditis auriculariae, 19356 nucleotides long. Lineage: Eukaryota; Metazoa; Nematoda; Chromadorea; Rhabditida; Rhabditidae. The record is from the annotation of a GenBank genome assembly.